Messenger RNA from Prunus armeniaca (apricot), 264 nucleotides. The record is from the annotation of a GenBank genome assembly. Lineage: Eukaryota; Viridiplantae; Streptophyta; Magnoliopsida; Rosales; Rosaceae.
AUGCUUGAUUCUUGUUUAGUGGUCCUACCCCUGAUAGUUUUCUUCGUUGGUGUAGAUAUGCAAUUCAUAUUUCCAGAAGUAAAGCUUAAGGAGGCUGCUAACACAUGUUUCCAUCAUCACCUGGAAGUUGUGGAAAUUGUAGGGUAUCGUGGUCAUCAAAUGGAUGAGAGUGAUGCAGAGGUGGAGGAAGAGGAUGCAAGACAGCAACCUUUGCACGAGCUUAAACGGGAAGUGCAUGCUGCUAUAAGUUUUGAAUGCCUCUAG